This is a messenger RNA of Glycine soja, 1090 nucleotides long. RefSeq names its product blue copper protein-like. Bases 181 to 885 code for a protein of 234 amino acids. The transcript is spliced from 2 exons. The record is from RefSeq and is a predicted model, not a curated record. Gene Ontology annotation, molecular function: electron transfer activity. Lineage: Eukaryota; Viridiplantae; Streptophyta; Magnoliopsida; Fabales; Fabaceae. Gene Ontology annotation, cellular component: plasma membrane.
AUUUAGAGCAACAUGGAGCAGUGACUAUUUUAGUAAUUCAGCAGAAAGUCAGGGCUUCAUAAACACUCCAUAGUUGGCAGCCUGGCAGCACAAGAAUCCCAUAUUCUCAUUCUCUUAAGCCAGUGAUUAGAAGCCAGUUUUUCUGUGCUUCAUACUACACCUUCACAAACCCCAAGAAGAAUGGAACGGGGAAGAAGAAGCAGCUCUUUUGGCCCUAUGUCCUCAACCGUCCCUUGUUUUCUCCUCCUUUUGUUCUGUCUCUCAGGAUCUGCUGAGGCCUACAAGAAUUAUACAGUUGGAGACUCUUUAGGAUGGUUUGACAAUACUGAGAAGUCCAAUGUCAAUUACCAGAAGUGGGCUGACAGUAAAGAAUUCAGCUUGGGAGAUUUCCUCAUUUUCAACUCGGACACUAACCACUCAGUGGUUCAGACAUACAAUUUCACCACAUACAAAGAAUGUGACUAUGAUGAUGCACAAGACAAGGACACAACCCAAUGGUCAGCUUCUGAUCCAUCCAACACCCAAACACAUCCUGUGACAGUGGCUGUUCCUUUGGUGAAGGAAGGCAUGACAUACUUCUUCUCAGGUGAUUAUGAUGGUGACCAAUGCAAGAGUGGACAACACUUCAAAAUAAAUGUGACCUAUGGACAAGGGUUGCCAAAGAGUCUUAAAUCCCCAGAAGAUGCUCCAUCUCCUGCUAGUCCUGUUGCUGGAGAUGAUGAUUCAGCACCAGACACUAUUGUUCCUUCCAAUUUCAGUCACCCCAAAGAAGAAAAUGAUGAUGACAAAGCUAGUGACGACCAGAAAUCUAGUAGUUCUGUUUCAAUUUUAAUGCAUGCACAACUUCACAUUGUCUUAUUAGGGAUACUACUUUUCUUGUUUUAAAGAGUCAAGAUUUAUUUUUUAUAUAUAUAUAUAUAUAUAUAUAUAUAUUUUAAAUAUAUGCUACUAUUAUUUUAUCUAUUUUUUUUUAUCUAGUGUGAGUGAGACAGUGGGGUUUUGAGAGAUUCAACUGUGAGCUAGGAUAUACCAUAUAUUAUUAUUGUUGUAAACUAAAAUAAUGUAACAAUUACAAUCCUUUAUUGUUAUA